AUGAAGUCAGAGCCUGAGCAGCUGUCCUGCUGUUCUUUGUGUCAGGACGUCCUGAAGGAUCCAGUUUCUACCGGCUGUGGACACUGGUUCUGCAGACAGUGCAUCUCCUCAUACUGGGACCACUCUGCUUCAUCAGGAGACUCCUCCUGUCCCCAGUGUGGAGAAAGAUCCAGAACCAGAGCUGGACUGCAGACAGCCAGUCAGAGCAGCUGUGUACAAACAGAUGUUGGUCUGCAGGAGGUUUUACAUGAACAUAAGAUCAGUCUGAGGAGGAGAUGUGAACAUGUGACUGAAGCAAGUGAUGAAACAGGAAGUAGAACCCUCCUCAACAGGAUCUACACUGAGCUCUACAUCACAGAGGGACAGAGUGAAGAGGUUCAUACCCAACAUGAGGUGAGGCAGCUGGAGACAGCUUCCAAGAUGGACGCCCUCCAUGACGCUCCAAUCAGGUGCCAGGACAUCUUUAAAGCCUUCUCUGACCAACAGAGACCCAUCAGAGUGGUUCUGACCAAUGGCGUGGCUGGUGUUGGAAAAACCUUCUCAGUGCAGAAGUUCACUCUGGACUGGGCAGAGGGCUUGGAGAACCAACAUGUCAGUGUGGUGGUUCUGCUUUCAUUCAGGGAGCUGAACCUGAUCAGAGAUGAGCAGUACAGUCUUCUGGAGCUGCUCCAUGUUUUCCAUCCAACAUUACAGAAGGUCACAGCAGAGAAGCUGGCUGUCUCUCAGCUUUUGUUCAUCUUUGACGGCUUGGAUGAAAGCAGACUUUCAUUGGAUUUCACCAACAGGAAGCUGCUGUCUGAUGUCACACAGAAGUCAUCAGUCAGCCAGCUGCUGACAAACCUCAUCCAGGGGAAUCUGCUUCCCUCGGCUCUCGUCUGGAUAACUUCCCGACCUGCAGCAGCCAAUCAGAUCCCUCCUACAUGUGUUGACAGGCUAACAGAAGUACGAGGCUUCACUGAAGCCCAGAAGGAGGAGUACUUCAGGGGGAGGUUCAGUGAUGAAAAGCUGUCCAGCAGAAUCAUCUCCCACAUGAAGACAUCCAGGAGCCUCCACAUCAUGUGUAGCAUCCCAGUCUUCUGCUGGAUCACUGCUACAGUUCUGGAGCACAUGUUGACUACAGAGCAGAGAGGAGAGCUUCCCAAGACCCUGACUGACAUGUACUCACACUUCCUGCUGGUUCAGACAAAGAGGAAGAAGAACAAGUACCAUGAGGGACAUGAGACGAGUCCACAGGAGCUGACGGAGGCGGACAGGGAAGUUCUUCUGAAGCUGGGGAGGCUAGCGUUUGAACAUCUGGAGAAAGGAAACAUCAUGUUCUACCAAGAAGACCUGGUGCAGUGUGGUCUGGAUGUCACAGAGGCCUUGGUGUACUCAGGAGUUUGUACAGAGAUCUUCAAAAGAGAGUGUGUGAUCUUCCAGAAACCAGUCUACUGCUUUGUUCAUCUGAGCAUCCAGGAGUUUCUGGCUGCUAUCUACAUGUUCCACUGUUUCACGAACAGAAAGACAAAGGUGCUGGAGGACCUCCUGGGACAAAUUCAUUGGAAAUCAUCUCUGGAUGAUUUCCUGAGCAGAGUGAUAUAUAAAUCCCUCCAGAGUAAAAAUGGCCACCUGGACCUGUUUGUUCGAUUCCUUCAUGGCCUCUGUCUGGAGUCCAACCAGAGACUCUUAGGAAGUCUGCUGGGUCAGACAGAGAACAGUCCAGAAACCAUCCAGAUCGUCAUCAGCAACCUGAAGAAGAUGAACAGUGAUGAAAUCUCUCCUGACAGAAGCAUCAACAUCUUCUACUGUCUGAUGGAGAUGAACGACCUCUCAGUACAUCAGGAGAUCCAAGAGUUCCUGAAGUCAGAGAACAGAUCAGAGAGGUUUCUCUCUGAGAUCCAGUGCUCAGCUCUGGCCUUCAUGCUGCAGAUGUCAGAGGUGGUUUUGGAUGAGUUGGACCUGCAGAAGUACAACACAUCAAAACGGGGACGACUGAGACUGAUUCCAGCUGUGAGGAACUGCAGAAAGGCUCUACUGACUCUGUGUGGACUCUCAGAGACUCACUGUGAAGUUGUGGCCUCAGCUCUGAAGUCCAACCCCUCCCAUCUGACUGAGCUUGACAUGAGUGAGAACAACCUGCAGGAUUCAGCAGUGAAGCUUCUGUGUGCUGGACUGGAGAGUCCAAACUGUCGACUGGAGACUCUGAGACUGAGUCACUGUGACCUGUCAGAGAGAAGCUGUGAAACUCUGGCCUCAGGUCUCAGCUCUCAGACCUCUAAUCUGAGACAGCUGGACCUGAGUAACAUUAACCUGAAGGAUUCAGACGUGAAGCUUCUGUCUGAAGGACUGAAGAGUCCACACUGUACACUGGAAACUCUCAGACUGAGUCACUGUAAGCUCUCAGAGAGAGGCUAUGAAGCUCUGUCCUCAGCUCUCAGCUCCCAGUCCUCUAGUCUGAGACAGCUGGACCUGAGUAACUCUGACCUGCAGGAUUCAGGAGUGAAGUUUCUGUCUGCUGGAGUGAAGAGUCCACGCUGUAAAAUGGAAACUCUCAGUCUGUCAGGCUGUCUGAUCACAGAGGAAGGUUGUACUUCUCUGGCCUCAGCUCUGAGCUCCAACCCCUCCCAUCUGAGAGAGCUGGACCUGAGCUACAAUCAUCCAGGAGACUCAGGAAUGAAGCUGCUGUCGGCUGGACUGAAGGAUCCAGGCUGGAGACUGGACACUCUCAGGGUGGAGCCUGCUGGAGUCCGAUGGUUGAGACCAGGUCUGAGGAAGUAUUCCUGUCAACUCACAAUCGACACAAACACAGUGAACACAAACCUCCAACUGUCUGACAACAACAGGAAGGUGACACAUGUGAAGGAGGUUCAGUCAUAUCCUGAUCAUCCAGACAGAUUUGAUGUUAAUCAGCUACUAUGUAGAGAUGGUCUGACUGGUCGCUGUUACUGGGAGGUCGAGUGGAGAGGAGGGGUUUAUAUAUCAGUGAGUUACAGAAGCAUCAGAAGGAAAGGAGUCAGUGUUGAUUGUGUGUUUGGAUACAAUGAUCAGUCUUGGAGUCUGUACUGCUCUGAUGAUGGUCCUCGUUCUGUCUGUCACAAUAACAGACAAACACCCAUCUCCUCCUCCUCCUCCUCCUCCUCCUCCUCUGUCUCUAACAGAGCAGCAGUGUAUGUGAACUGUCCUGCUGGCACUCUGUCCUUCUACAGAGUCUCCUCUGACACUCUGAUCCACCUCCACACCUUCAACACCACAUUCACUCAAACUCUUUAUCCUGGGUUUAGACUCUGGUCUCCUGGUUCCUCAGUGUCCCUGUGCUGAGUGUAAAGAGUGUCUCCUGUUAGAGAAACACUCUGACUGUUGAACAGUUCAGUCUGUACAUGUCUGUCUCUUUCACUCACAAACACGUUUUCAGAUUCAUGGAUUCAAUCAGUUGAUGUUUGAAACUCUUCUAAAUGAUUCCUUGUAAACUUCUUCCUCUUCAGUCACAAACAAACAGGAAGUGAUGUCACAUGUGUUCCUGUCCACACAGCAGAAUGAGUCUAUUGCUGACAGUGAUGUACAAACAGAGUGAGCAUUUCUGAGGCCAAAAUAAACUGAGUAGUUCACUGAA
This is a messenger RNA of Pelmatolapia mariae (spotted tilapia), 3589 nucleotides long. RefSeq names its product protein NLRC3-like. Bases 1 to 3297 code for a protein of 1098 amino acids. Gene Ontology annotation, molecular function: protein binding. Lineage: Eukaryota; Metazoa; Chordata; Actinopteri; Cichliformes; Cichlidae. The record is from RefSeq and is a predicted model, not a curated record. The transcript has 9 exons. Gene Ontology annotation, biological process: intracellular signal transduction.